This is a messenger RNA of Aphanomyces invadans, 2718 nucleotides long. RefSeq lists its product as hypothetical. Gene Ontology annotation, biological process: proteolysis. The transcript has 21 exons. Gene Ontology annotation, molecular function: protein binding; serine-type peptidase activity. NCBI's taxonomy places the organism in Eukaryota, Oomycota, Saprolegniomycetes, Saprolegniales, Verrucalvaceae. The record is from RefSeq and is a predicted model, not a curated record. The coding region runs from base 1 to 2718 and encodes 905 amino acids.
AUGGAACGAGCCCGCAUCCGGGUGGGGUCACGUCGGCAGAUUGCUCGCGGUGGGAAGAGGUUGAGCGCUCUUCUUGCGCAAAAUGGCAAGACAUUCAAACGGUCGGUGCUCACACCAGAGAUGGUGAUGGAAGAAGAGAGAAUGGCGGCCCGUAUGAUCCAGCGCAUGGUUCGAGCGCGCCUGGCCCGCAACUACUUUCGGCGCGUACUUGCUGAAGUGUAUACCAAGAUCUAUGACAAAAAGACAAAACAAGUCCGGUACAUCGACAACCGAACGGGCAUCGCGACAGAAACCAAGCCGCUCUUGUUGCUUUUGAUGCAAUGCGAAGGGAGCGAGCAAAUCGAGGCACUUUCUCCCGAUGACGCUGCCGUUCGAGUCCAGCACUGUGUUCGAACGUGGCGGGCGAGGCUCUUGCUUCGAGACAUGAUUCGGGACAUGUAUCAAAAGCACAUGGAUCCCAAGUCCAAGGAGUAUUACUACCUGAACACUCAAACCAGACAAGUGUUUUACACGAAACCGGUGUUUCUUGGCGACGACGACAUUGAGCUGGAGCGAUUCAAGUACCGACAUGCCGCAUGUCGGUUGUCCACAAAAGCCAACUUGAUCGGGAACGGCGUCUUGGUGCUGUUCAAUCGAGUGCUGUGCAUCUUAACCGACAACUUUUCAUUGCCGGACGAAGAGACCGCGCGGUUUUCACGUGUUCAGUUUAAUCAUCGCCAAGGCUCGAUCCCGUUUAUGAUUCGUCUGAGGAGCGACCUCUUCUUCAUGACAUCGACGCACACAUCGUACCAGUUGGACGCCGACUCGGCGCUAGAUUUUUCGCUGUGCGCGAUCGACGCCGACGAAUUCAAAACCGCCGCGGGCGACUCGCUUCGACACGACGAAGUUGAAAUGGUUGGUCACCCGCAUGGGAAGAUGGCAGUUGUAAAUCGCGGACACAUUGACAAGUUCAUUCCAAACAUGGUCAAGCCGAAACGAAUGCAGUAUCGAAUUCCGAUGGAAUCGGGGGCGUCCGGCAGUCCCGUGUUCAACUUUGGCGGGCGAUUAAUCGGCAUUCACCACAACACGUCAUUGCGCGAACCCGCGCUUGACUUCACCUACCUCAAACCCAUCAUCGAGUUUUCGAAUGCCCAAAUCAAGCCCCCCGUGCCCCUCCUACAAUCCGCGUGCCUUACCCAUGACACCGUGAACGUGUAUUGGCAAGUGCCACCACUUUAUAAGCCGUGGAAGGGCCUCCAGCUUGAAUUUAUCCUUGAAAUGUGCAACCGGACCCUCCGUGGCACCAAGGGUUACUAUGAUCACUUCGACCCUAUUUACACUGGUCCCAAGACGACCUUUACCGUCGAGCAUCUCAAACCAGCGACAAAAUACGCAUUUCGAUGCCGCAGUGCACACUACAUGGACAAGAGCGGGUGGUGUACCGUCAUGCAGCUCACAACUCUGCCAGCGGCCACGGCCGCGUGGGAACUAAAAUAUUGCACGACCGUCGCAGACGCGAUUGCAUUUAUGGACAAAUCCAACGACGCGCAAGUCCAUCGACAGAGCGUUCUGUGGUUGAAGGAACGCACGGGCAAACUGCGCCAGAGCACUCCGGAAGAAUGGUCCGCAAUGGAGCCUCAGGUCAUUGCGUGCCACGCAGCCAACACGCUGCGUCAAUCGAUAGACAAAUUCCACCACCUCGACGACCACGUUCUUGACUGCCUCGAUGUCAUGGGGCAGUGCUGUCAAUUUCGGACAGAAUUCCGCGAUCGAAUGGUCGACAUGCCGACGUUUGAGUGGAUUGCUCGCAUCUUUCCCCACUUUUCGUCCGUUCCUACCGUGCUGGAAAAGACUCUGGGGCUUGUCGGCUAUUUGGUCAAGGACAAUGAGUCGGGGAAACAGAUCUUCAUGGCCAUUCAAGGCAUCCCAACCGUCCUCGAGCUCAUGGAGGCCAACUUGACGAGCGAAGGACUCGUCCGCGAAGCGUGUUACUUGCUGGCAGCGCUGUGCCAAAACUUUCGGCCAGCCCAGCAACACAUGGGCGUCAAUAUGGGCAUCAAGGUCAUGUCCAAGGUGCUCGUGGCAUUUCCGUAUCAUCCCCAAGUGCUGUACUGGGCUUGCUUGACGCUUGGCAACGUUGCUUGUGACUAUGAACCCAACCAAGCCCGCGGACAAAAGUACCACAUUGUCGACUGCCUUGUCCAGUCCAAGAUCACGUUCAUCUUGAAACUCAACUCACUCGAAGAAGCGAUCGAGAAGGAAACCCAGUUGAUUGCUCGCCUGGCUGCGACCGCGAUCGGGGAAGAAGUCCGGAACGAAAUGGAUUUACACGAUCACCGCCGACAAAGUCUGCUCGACAUGUACAACUUUAUGAAAAGCGAGAACGUGCUGGGGGUGGCCAAUUACGCGCUGGAGUAUAUGAUGAAUGACAGUCAAAAGGAAGUUCAAGCACGGACCAAGCAAAUGGCCACGCGCAUUGUGACGAUUCGACUCGGUGCGGCGAUGGAACACUGGCAUCGGCAGUCUCAAAAGGUGCUUCAAGGUCGCAUCAUUCGGCGAUUUGUAAAUGGAAUGACCGAGCAAACACUGUACUCGGCAUUUCGGACGUGGGAAUUGACGACGCGGGAGCUACGAGUCGAGCAGUCGACGUUGGCGUACCGAGCAAAACAAGGGCUUAUCUUGGACUUGAGCAAGAAGAAGCGCCAAGAGCGAUAUAGGAUGCUCGUUGACAGCAAAUAA